UGUUAGGCAAUAUUGAACUUGUCAUUGCAUUGCAAUCAUGUUUGCUGGAUUUAGUGGAACUUUCACCGUUCGCAUCAAGGGAGCUGACAAGUUGGAACCAACUGCUUUUAUUAAACGGUUACCGGGAAUAUCUGUUACAACACUUGACCCCUAUGUUGAAGUAAGCGUAGAUGAUAAAGUGAUCGGAAAAACCAGCACAAAACCAAAAACCCUUUCACCAGAAUGGACUGAAGAAGAAUUUAGAGAACAGGUACAUGAGGCCCAAAUGCUAACCUUUCGUGUAUUCCAUUAUGCUGUGCCAGAGGAUGAUUUUGUUGCAGAUGCCCAAGUUAGCUUUGAACAAUUGCUAACUGCAAAUUCGGAUGUUGUUGGAUUCAAUGACAUUCAGAUUCCUAUGGAACCAGCUGGAAUGUUGAACUUUUCCUUCAAAAUGCAAGAAGGUAAAAAUCGGCAUAUCCCCGUUCGACAAUUCAAAGAAAGAACUCAAAAACAGGGACGAAGGAAUGCUGUACGGCGGAGAAUUCAUCGCAUCAACGGGCACAAGUUUUUAGCUACUUAUUUAAAGCAACCAACAUUUUGUUCCCAUUGUCGAGAUUUCAUUUGGGGUCUGGUCGGGAAGCAAGGUUAUCAAUGUCAGGUGUGUACCUGCGUCGUUCACAAAAGAUGUCAUCAACAUGUUUUAACAAAAUGUCCCGGAUGCAAGACAGACGCAAUUAACGAAUCAGUGCAUGGGCGAAUGAAUUUUGGAAUCCCACACAAGUUUCGAGUCCACUCAUACACGUUUUUUACUUUCUGUGAUCACUGCGGCUCCUUGCUAUAUGGAUUAUUUGCUCAGGGAAUGCAAUGUAAAGCUUGCAAAAUGAAUGUUCACAAAAGGUGUUCUGGGAAUGUAUCAAAAUCUUGCGGUAUCAACGAAAAACAAAUCGCAGACAUAUUGAAAGAUAUCGGUAAACUUGAAAUAGACAAAGGAAGCACUAGAGGAAAUAAAAAACACAAACCACUGACUUCAAGCAUUAGUCUCCCUCCUAAUCAAGAAGCUGCUCGAACAAAAACGCAAACUGCAUCAAACGGUGAUUUAAGUUCGGGAAAUUCAAGAAAACAUCAAGUUCAACUUUCUGAUUUUUCUUUUAUAAAAGUCCUCGGAAAAGGAAGUUUUGGCAAGGUUAUGUUAGCGGAGCAUAAACAAUCAAAAGAAGUUUUUGCAGCGAAAGUUCUCAAGAAAGACGUUAUUACUGCUGAUGAUGAUGUUGAAUGUACACUCACUGAACAAAGAGUUCUUAGAUUGGAACAUCCUUUUCUAACAUCAUUGCAUUCAUGUUUUCAAACAAAAGAUCGAUUAUUCUUUAUUAUGGAAUAUGUGAAUGGUGGAGACCUGAUGUUUCAAAUACAAAAAUCAAGAAAAUUCAGUGAAUCGCGAUCUCGAUUUUAUGCAGCCGAAGUCAUUCUUGCUCUCAUGUUUUUACAUAAAAAUGGUGUUAUUUAUCGUGACUUGAAGUUGGAUAAUAUUCUGCUGGAUCAGAAUGGUCAUUGCAAGCUUGCUGAUUUUGGAAUGUGUAAGGAAGGUAUUAACCAAGGAAGACUAGCUACUACUUUUUGUGGAACUCCUGAUUAUAUCGCACCAGAGAUAUUACAAGAGCUGGAUUAUGGGCCAUCUGUAGACUGGUGGGCACUCGGCGUAUUGAUGUAUGAAAUGAUGGCUGGGCAGCCACCGUUUGAAGCUGACAAUGAAGAUGAUUUAUUUGAAUCUAUUAUGAACGAUGACGUUUUAUAUCCUGUUUGGUUAACAAAGAAUGCAGUUAAUCUUUUAGAAGGGUUUAUGACAAAAAAUCCAUCAAAAAGGCUUGGUUGUGGAAUGGUUGGUGAAGAAGGUAUAAAAGAUCAACCAUUUUUUAAAGAUAUGAAUUGGACAGCUCUUGAACAGAGAAAAGUAGAUCCUCCAUUCAAACCAGAAGUGAAAAAUGCUCGUGACGUCAGUAAUUUUGAUCCCGAUUUUACAAGAGAAGAACCCAGAUUGACACCUAUAGCUCAUCAGUCUCUUGCCACUGUCAAUCAAGCGGAUUUUCAAAACUUCUCAUUUGUCAAUGAACGCUACAAGGAAAUCCAUGUUGCUGAGGGAAACGGAGCAUCAACCACUUCGAAAGAUUCUCUUCUCGCACCUCCUCAAAAGAGGACCAUCUCGUCGUCAUCAUCACCUCUUCCAACAUCUUCCUCGGCACAUCUCAUCUCUACUGAACUUUGAUUAACCGAAACAUUAUAACAACCAUGCAUUACAUGUUUGAAAUCAUUGCAUUGUAUCACUGAUAUAAUUAUGUUAAAAAAAUGUGAAAUGUUCAAUAAAUAUUGAUGUAAUCUUUUUCUUGAAUAUGUGUGGUCUUGUCGUCCUUGCUUUUAAAUAUCAAACCUAAACUAUAAGUAAUAGUUCAUCUUGAAAUGGUAUCACCAUAAUGUCUCCUACAUCCUACAUCCAGAAACCAAAUAUUUAAAUUUAAGAUCUGAUCAAUUUUGCUAUUGACCUUGCAAUGAAGUGGUAACUCUUCUGAUCUAAUUUGAAAAAAUUUCUUGAAUAAUAAUUUUUAUUAUUCGAAUAACUAACAUUGUUGAAAUGUGUAAUAAAAACAUAGUUCAUUCGAGGAAAUUUUUUACAAUUUUCAGAUAUGUUUAAUUUAUGAUUUACUCACUUGCAAUAAUGUUUUUCUUGUUCAAGAUUAAUUUGCCCACCAAGAAAAGCGUUUGGUUGUUGUACAUGUGUAAUAAGAGUCAAUAAUAUAUGGAUUUUCAAUAUAAUAAGAAUUAGUAAAACUGCCGAAUUUGUGAUGUGUCAUUGUAAGAAUUCUACUUUAUAUUAAUUUUUUUCUGUUCACAUAUUGCUUAUGAUUUUAUUUUGUGUGUAAGAUGUUUUAUUAAUCACCGAGUAUAUUAUCAAGUUACUGCUAUUUCGUUUUGCAAUUUUGUACUUUUUUAUUUAGUUUUAUGAUUAAUAUUGUUUAUAAAUGUCUUUAAAUUUGUUUAGUACUGUCAGAUACUUGGUGGAAGCUCGUUUUAAAUAUUUCCUAUGGUUAUUGUAAACCAUUAACUUGAUUUAAUCCAAGAUACUGCUUGCAAGAUAUUAAAAAAAAAUUCUUAUUGUGGAAAAUUUAGUGAACAUUUGUUUGACGAAUGUCAUAGUCAAUUUUAUUGGUGUAAAGUCCAAUUAUUUCUUGUUGCAUUAAACAGAUUGUUCAAAGUGAUCAGUGAUUUUCAUGUUCAAGAUUGUUGUUACACAAAUAAUGUUUUUAGUAUUGUGGGAGUUUUUCGUACUAUAUGCAUGAUUUCAAUUUUGAAUAGGUAAUUCAAAUUGAUUCUGCAGUGAAAUCAUGAUAUUUGAAUACUAAUAUUACUAAGAAAAGAAUGUUUGACUUGCGAAUUCUUCUGAAUGCUGGAUUCCCACCCACUCCACAAUCAUUUUUUCGUUGUUGUUUUUGAUUUGUUGUGAGAUUCGACAAUUAACAAAACCUAACAAUCACAAUCAAUGUUACACGAUUGUUUUAUUAAUAUUGUUCUCGGCCCUAUUUAUGUUUGAAAUGUGACGGUAAAUUCAUACUGUUUUCUGUGGUGAAUAACGUGUGUGUUAACUUUCCGUGUAAUAUAAAGAAUAUUAUAUACCAGUACUCUAAACAUUAGCAAUGCUUCUUAUAAAAUACCAUAUCUUUUUUAUGUGAAAUUUUUAUUGGAAUGGGGAUUUUCAAGAAGAAUGCAUGAAAAAAGCAACUUUUUUUAAAAGUUUGCUUAGAUGCAUAUUUUUAUGAAUGGCACCAUAAUAGCGAAUUAAAAAUACCCUGAUUUCUAAUCCAUAUUCUCAGCCCAUUCGAUCAAAAUCACUGCAUAAAAGAAUGAAGGUCAUUCCCUCCUGAGUUCUAGUGAUUCUAAGUUUAUUAUGCUUCACAAGAUCUGUAAGAUAUCAUCAAGUGAAAAUUAUAUACAAUAAAUCUCCUCUGUUUGGGCUGGUCAAUUGACAAACAAGAGCUCACAUAAAUAGCUAUAUCCCAUUACUGUAAAGCAAGGCAAUAUAUAGUCUUACAAAUUACAAUCUUCACAAAAGUCAUAUUUUUCAGCCGGUUCUGUUACAAACAGAACAUUGACGGUAACCAGUAAUGCUCACCGGUUCGCUGAUCUCAUAAAAU
Molecule: messenger RNA, 4160 nt
Organism: Styela clava
Lineage: Eukaryota; Metazoa; Chordata; Ascidiacea; Stolidobranchia; Styelidae
Product: protein kinase C-like 1B
Biological process (GO): protein phosphorylation
Molecular function (GO): diacylglycerol-dependent serine/threonine kinase activity; ATP binding
Source: RefSeq, a predicted model, not a curated record